AUGGAGCCGCCAUGGAGAAUAUUACAUCGAAAUUCAACAUUUCCCCGCUCUUUUGGCUCAAAAUUUAUAUUAUCCUUGUUGUUACUUGUUAAUUUAUUCAAUUUUGUUGAAUCUGCCGCCAAAAAUAAGAAACUCGGAUGGUGAGUAAUCGUAUUUUAGGAUGUAAAUUUAAUUGUUUUAUUGAAAAUAUCGUUUUGAAAUGUAAAAUACGGUUUAUUUUCAGCAAAAGGACAGCGUUUAAUCGUCGGACCACCAAUUAUUUGGCCUGGAAAGAGCAGAUGACGGCCUGUGAAUUGUUAGAGAACUACGAUCCGGCUGUCAGACCCUUUGGCACUGUGCCGCAUAUGGAGAAAAGUAAGAAUUUAUCAAAAAAUCAAUAAAAAAAGCACCGUGAAAAAAAGAUUUUAUUUUGCACUGUGCGAUUUCCAAAAAUUACAAAUGCAAAAAAUUCUUUUCCUUUUUUGUCGCAUUUGCACAGUGCUUUUUUCAAAGUUUCUUUUUGCACUGUGCAAAAAAUCCUUUUCUUGCCGCACAGUGCAGUCCAAGUUCCCUUUCAUUUUUUGCCCCGCACAGUGCAAAAAUUUUCUCAUUUUUGCACUGUGCAAAAAAGUUUUUGCUUGCCGCACAGUGCAGCCCGAGCCCAAUAAUCUUUUCAUUUCUUCCUUUGCACUGUGCAAAAAUUUUUCCAAAUUUUCUUUGCACAGUGCAGUUUCAAUUUCUAUGAUUUUUUAUUCGCACUGUGCAGAAAAAUAAAAAAGUUAUUUUCUUGUUGGCUCAAAAGAUCUAUAUAAAAUAAAUGUUUGAUUUUUAGAUGGACCAGUGGUAGUUGCGACAGGCAUCAACAUUCGGUCGAUAAGCGCUGUAAAUGUCCGAAAUAUGGUGAGUUUUUGUUUCAUUUCUUCAAUAUUUUUCUAUUUUUAGGAGUACGUGGUCCAAUUUCGCUUCCAACAGCGAUGGUAUGACGAGAGGCUGAGAUUCGAUCAACGUCAUGAGUUCCGGAAUCUGGAAGUCAUCAAUUUUGCGCAAGACCAACAGCCUUGGAUCCCUGACACUUUCUUUCAGAACGAGAGAAACGGGUGGUAUCACAUGUUGGAUCAGGUGGGUAAAAUACGAAAUGUUUUCAAAUAAAAGCCAAUUCUUGCUUUUUCACACUAACUUUGUAAAUUUUUUUUUUCAAUUGUUGAAUUUUUCAAAACAAAUCUACUUCUUUACCACCGUAUUUUACUCUGUUUUUUUAGGAGAAUCGUUUCGUAAAGAUCCGAAAGGAUGGUCUAGUAACAUACGAUCGUCGUCUCACAUUGACCUUGUCUUGUGAUAUGAAUUUAAUCCGAUAUCCCAUGGACACUCAGGAAUGCUUUAUUGGUAUGUUCAGACUUAAAACUAUACUAUGAUGAUAUUUCCAAUACUUUUUCAGAUUUUGCCAGUUAUGCCUAUACCACCAAGGACAUCAUUUACGACUGGAGUGAGAUUGGAAUCACUCUUUCUCCGACGGCAAAUGGAGCGCUGCCUAAUUUUGAGAUUGUUAAGGUCAAAAAUGCAACUUGUGAUAGUGUGACUAACACUGGUAAGUGGUUUUUUUUACUUUUUUUAUACUUAAAAGCCCUGAAAAAACUCUUAACUCAAUACUGCACCGUGCAAUUUUUGUUCUUUCCAUUGCACAGUGCAGUCCCAUAUUUUCGCACGGUGCGAUUUCUCUUUUUGCGAUUUUAUGCACCGUGCAAAAAAACGUUUUUGUCGCACAGUGCAAUCGUCUUUUUUUCUGUCUUUCUUUCCGCACUGUGCGUUUUUUGCGAUCUUUUGUCCGUGCCGCACAGUGCACAGAAAUAUUAUUUGUUUUAUUUGCACCGUGCAUGCAAAUAAAAAAUAAAAAUGUCACUCCUAUAGGAUAGUAGGACAUACAGAGUCAUUUCAAACGGCUUAUUUAUACUUUUUGCAAAAAUAAAAAAAAGUUAUGAUCAUUACAUUGCACUAGAUAUCUGAUAUUAAUCGUUAAAUUUCAGGAACCUACUCUUGCCUCCGAGUCCAACUAACUCUAAAGCGGGUUUUCUCCUUCUUCCUCCUCCAACUGUACAUUCCCUCAGCCAUGUUAGUGGCCGUUUCCUGGGUCUCCUAUUGGAUUGAUUGGAAGUCGACGGCGGCCCGAGUUCCCCUGGCCAUUGUCACCCUCCUCACAAUGAUCACCACUUCUCAUGCCAUUAAUUCCAACCUCCCUCCGGUUAGUUACGCCAAAAGCAUCGAUAUUUGGUAAGUAACCGAUUACUUUUAAACUUUUUGUCAUCAAUUUAGUUGCACUUGUCUAAAAUAAUAUAAUUUUUGCGUUUUAGGAUCGGCGGAUGUGUGGUUUUCAUUUUCGCAUCGCUCAUCGAAUACUCGUUUGUCAAUUAUUUGGGGAUUUUGGAUGAGAACAAGCAGAUGCACAAGGUCACCAUGAAUAAAACGAGAUUGUCCAAUGUGGUGGAUAGUAAUAUCCAAAAUAUUGCGCCUCAAAAGAAGAAAUUGUUUGGGGCGAAUGCAAAAAGGGUAAGGAAUUGUCAUCAUAAAUCUUUCAGCAUUUCAAAUUUCUCGUCAAGAUUUGUAUUAUAAAAUAAGGCUUUUUCAAAAAAUCCAGAAAAGCCGUCAUUAUGACUCCUUUUUUCUAACUUACAUAUAAUUAGAUAUGCAUAAUAAAAAUUCAUUGUAGAGACCACAAAGAUAUUGCAAAAAAUUCUGCUUCUUCGAUCGUCAUCAAAUUUCAUACAAAAAUCCGUCAUCCUGACACAUUUAAAGAGUUCCAAAUUGAAAUUUUUUCUCCCAAAUUUGGUUGUAUAGGUUAUGAAAAACCUUCUAAAAAAAUUUCCGGUGAAUUUGCGUCGUAUUUUACCCAUUUUUUCCAUUUACAAUUAUCCCAUUACUUUCAGAGCAUUCUCCGAAAACGUCGCAAAGUCCAAUUAAAUAUGCAUUACGGAGACUCUGAUUCGGAUAUCGAGCUGCGCAGAAUGGAAGGCCCCACUUCCAGGGACAUCCUGAACAACAACGAACCCGAUUGGACGAUGCAUGACAUCGGGGAUUUGGUGUAUCAGGGACAGAGGAAGAGGGUCGAAUUGAUCAGAUGGUGCUCGUUACUGAGUGAGAGGGGAAGGGCGGAGAGAAUCGAUAUCAUUGCGAGGUAAGCGAUGGCGUAAAACGACGAAAUUUUCAAAUUUUACGACUGCACUGUGCAGUUUAAUUUUUCCACUGCACUGUGCGGUCUGUAUUUUAUUUCGCACUGUGCAAUUUUCCUUUCAUUUUUUCAUUGUUAGAAAAUUGCGUUUUCAAAAUUCCUUUGCACUGUGCAAAAUUUGCGACAAUGCACCGUGCGCUUUUUGCAGUCUCCGCUCGCACUGUGCAGUUCUCCUCUUUGUCGCUCGCACUGUGCGAUUUUUCUGUUUUCUGCACAGUGCAAAAUAUUUAUUGCGAUUUUUCAAAAGUGCGUAGACUUUUUUCGGCCUUUUUUCGCACCGCAACGUGCAUGUUCCGCGACGCGAUCCUCUUCGAAACACUUUGCACUGUGCAAUUUCUUUUCGCGCGCCCAAAAUUCGUCAGUGAGGAAAGCCCAUGUCGCCGCGAUAUCCGGGUGCACAGUGCAAACGGUCAAAUGCACCGCGCAAAAAGAGGUUUUUUGCACCGUGCGGCUCCCGACAAAAAAAGUCUACGCACUUUUUAAAAAGCGUGAUAUUUCCAAACCAUGCAUACAAAAUUUAAUCUUCACACUGUAAAAUUGUGUUAUUCUCCUUCCGAACUACCCCAAUCCCUGCUUCCAGGGUCCUCUUCCCGGCCGCAUUCAUCAUGUUCAACAUUGUUUAUUGGAGCGUCUACCUCGGAGAGGAUCCCAAUUUCCCCAGUGAUCCCGACUUUGAGCUUAUAAAGUCCUAG
This is a messenger RNA of Bursaphelenchus xylophilus (pine wood nematode), 3891 nucleotides long. Lineage: Eukaryota; Metazoa; Nematoda; Chromadorea; Rhabditida; Aphelenchoididae. The record is from the annotation of a GenBank genome assembly.